AUGAGUCCGUCGCGCCAGAUUUACCUGCUUCCCUUGAAAGAUGACGGUUCGCCCGACAUCCCUGGUGAUUAUGUUUAUCUGCCACCUUCAACAGACCCAGGAUAUGUUUUACGGUUCAUAAUUGAGGGAACCAGCUCCAUCUGCCGCCAGGGCAGCUUGUGGGUCAACAUUCCUGAGGAAGGCAAAGCCUUCGAUCGCCAGUCGUUUCGUGAAUUCAGAUUGCAACCUAACUUUAACGAGAAUAUCCAAAUCGACAUUUCCGUGCCUAGUGCUGGCGCAUUUGCGUACUAUGUCACCUUCACACCACUCCCUGAUUUCUCCGUUGAGGCCGUCAAGACACCAGAGCCGAUCAAAAGCCCCAUUCAUUACAUAGAUGUGUCGCCGCGGCUCACCCUCCAGGGCAAAGACUUGCCGCUGAAUGCCCUUUCAAUCUUCUCCGUGAUUUCCAAGUUUCUAGGGGAGUAUCCCGUCGACUGGGAUCGUCAUCUUCAUGGAAUCAGCCAGCGCAAUUAUAACAUGGUUCAUUUUACACCACUGAUGCAGCGCGGAGCCUCCAAUUCACCUUACAGUAUUUUUGAUCAGGUCUCGUUUGACUCGGCCAUCUUCCCCAAUGGAGAGGCCGAUGUCGCAUCCCUCGUUUCAAAAAUGGAAAAGGACUAUGGGCUGUUGACUUUGACUGAUGUUGUCUGGAACCAUACUGCCCACAACAGCAAAUGGCUGGAAGAACACCCCGAAGCAGGCUAUAGUGCGGAGACUGCGCCUUGGUUAGAGUCAGCAUUGGAGCUGGAUACAGCGUUGUUGAAAUUCAGCGACGACCUCCAGUCCUUCGGGCUACCAACUGAGUUCACGAAGGUGGAAGAUUUGGUUGCUGCGAUGAAUGUUCUGCGCAAAGAAAUUAUUGAUAAGCUUCAAUUAUGGGAGUUUUAUGCCAUUGACGUCAAGGCCAAUACAAAAACAAUUCUCGAAGCUUGGACCAAUGGAGCCAAUGACGAGACCAUCAUCACGGCCGAUUAUUUGAAGGAGUUCAAGAAAUCGUCAUUCAACGAGCAAGCCAAGAUUUUUCGCGAGCAUGGUAUUCCAAACUCAAAUCAAGUCCGCGGAAGAUUUGAGCGCUCAGUGGAUGCUAAAUUCGGUGCUGCUAUCCUGACAAUCCUCUUUGGGGAAUCUGAUAAAAACCAGUCAGCUUCAGAGGAGAUUGAAUCUUCAAUUUCGAAAUUUCUUGAUGCGGUAAAUCUGCCCCUCUAUGAAGAAUAUGAUGCAGAUGUUGCCACUAUCAUGGACCAACUGUUCAACCGUAUCAAGUACCUGCGGAUUGAUGACCAUGGCCCGAAGCUUGGCCCCGUGACUAAAGAGAACCCACUGAUUGAGGCUUACUUCACUCGACUGCCUAUUAACGAAGUCACUAAGAAGCACAACCCGAAGGCGCUUGCCCUUGCCAACAACGGUUGGAUAUGGAAUGCUGACGCUAUGAGAGAUAACGCUGGACCUGACUCUAAAGCCUAUCUUUGUCGUGAGGUUAUCGUGUGGGGUGAUUGUGUUAAGCUUCGUUACGGAAACUCGCCAAAGGAUAACCCUUUCCUUUGGGAAUUCAUGACCAAGUACACUCGCCUGAUGGCAAAGUACUUUUCGGGCUUUCGUAUUGAUAACUGUCACUCUACACCACUUGUUGUAGCCGAGUACUUGUUGGAUGAAGCACGCAAGGUUCGCCCUAAUCUCACAGUCUUUGCGGAACUUUUCACCGGAUCUGAGGAAGCAGACUAUGUUUUCGUCAAGCGCUUAGGCAUCAAUGCGCUUAUUCGCGAGGCCAUGCAGGCCUGGAGCACCGCAGAGCUGAGUCGCUUGGUUCAUCGUCAUGGUGGUCGCCCGAUCGGUAGCUUUGACGUCGAUCUCCCUUCUGCCGGUAGCAGUCAUGCUAUUGCUUCUGCGAAGUCCGGAGAUUCAGAUGAGAAAAUCACUCAUAUUCGCCCAUCCCCAGUACAGGCAUUGUUUAUGGACUGCACGCAUGACAAUGAAGUCCCCGCCCAGAAGCGCGAUGCGAGAGACACUCUUCCAAAUGCUGCUCUCGUGGCUAUGUGUGAUUCUGCAAUCGGAAGUGUUAUGGGAUAUGACGAACUGUACCCGAAACUCAUUGAUCUGGUCCAUGAAACCAGACAAUAUGACUCUCCAUUUUCUGGAUCCCAAAAGUUGGAAAUUGGUGCUGGAGAUGGAAUUGGAGGCGUGAAGAAGCUUCUGAAUGAGCUGCACACCAUGAUGGGAGUCGAGGGCUAUGAUGAGACCCACAUUCAUCACGACGGAGAAUAUAUCACUGUCCAUCGAGUUCACCCUAAGACCAGGAAAGGAGUUUUCCUGAUUGCGCAUACCGCGUUCCCUGGAAACGAAAGCGGUGCAAGUCUACCCCCGACUCAAAUCGCCGGAACGCAGGCCAAACACAUUGGCUCUUGGGUACUCGAAGCAAACGUGGACGAUGAAACAAAAGCCAAAACGUUGGCAGAUGAGAAGUACUUGAAGGGUCUUCCAAGUUCUACGAAGGACAUUGAAAGUACUAAGAUUGAAGGCGACGGGAAGGAGGUGGUUAUCUCUGUGCUCGAUACUCUUGUGCCCGGCUCCAUUGCUUUGUUCGAGACUUGGAUUCCUGCGACCGAGCAUGCCAGUGGCUUGGACAACUUCCUUUCCAGUGGAGCAGACGAGGCAUUUGGAGAGCUCAGUUUGAUCGAUCUGAAUUUUGCACUUUAUCGCUGUGAUGCCGAGGAAAAAGAUUCCAGCGACGGCCAAGACGGCGUCUAUAGUAUUCCUAACCAUGGUCCCUUGGUCUACGCAGGUCUUCAAGGCUGGUGGAGCGUUCUUGAGGAUGUGAUCAAAUACAACCAGCUCGGACACCCAAUUUGUGACCAUCUGCGAGAUGGUCAAUGGGCACUCGACUAUCUGGUUGGCCGUAUGGAGAAGGUGGCCUCGAAAGAAGGCUAUGCUUCGUUGCACAAGCCCGCUGCAUGGCUUCGCGAGAAGUUUGAUGCUGUUCGGGGUCUUCCUAGCUUUCUCCUUCCGCGAUACUUCGCGAUUAUUGUUCAAGUGGCCUACAAUGCCGCUUGGAAGAGGGGUAUUCAUCAAUUCAGUGAAAACGUCCGUCACGGUCAAGAGUUUGUCCACCAGCUUGCGAUGGUUAGCGUACAACAAACUGGAUUCGUCAGUUCAGCUUCCUUGUGGCCUACCAAGCAGGUUCGCAGUCUUGCAGCUGGGUUACCCCAUUUUGCUGUCGACUGGGCUAGAUGCUGGGGCCGAGACGUCUUCAUUUCCAUUCGUGGUCUCUUCUUAUGUACAGGGCGAUUCGACGAUGCAAAGGAGCACAUUAUUGCAUUUGCAAGUGUUCUAAAGCAUGGUAUGAUUCCCAAUCUUCUCAGCAGCGGGAAGUUGCCCCGGUACAAUUCUCGGGAUUCUGUUUGGUUUUUCCUGCAAGCCAUUCAAGAUUAUACCAACAUGGUGCCGGAUGGCAUCAAAAUAUUGCAAGAGAAGGUUCCUCGAAGAUUCUUACCUUAUGAUGACACAUGGUUCCCAUUUGACGACCCCCGCGCUUACUCUCAGUCGCCUUCCCUCCUGGAGGUUGUUCAAGAAGUUUUCCAGAGACAUGCCCAUGGCAUGUCUUUCCGCGAGUACAAUGCUGGCUCUGACCUUGAUGUUCAGAUGAAGUCUGCAGGGUUCCAAAUUGACGUCAAAGUUGAUUGGAACACUGGUAUUGUCUUUGGUGGUAGCCAAGAUAACUGUGGUACUUGGCAGGAUAAGAUGGGAGAAAGUGUGAAGGCUGGAAACAAGGGUUUCCCUGGAACUCCUCGUGAUGGAGCAUCAAUUGAAAUCACCGGACUGCUCUACAGCGCCCUGGCUUGGGUCUCUAAGCUUCACGAGUCAAAGAUCUACCCGCAUGAAGGCGUAGACGUUGGCGAUGGAAAAUCAGUCUCCUUCAAAGAGUGGGCUGACAAGAUUAAGAACAGCUUUGAGCGAUGCUACUACAUUCCCAUCAACCCUAGCGAAGAUGGUCAGUACGAGGUCGAUGCCAAUAUCGUCAACCGCCGUGGUAUCUACAAGGAUUUGUACAAAUCUGGCAAGCCUUUCGAGGACUACCAGCUUCGAGCCAAUUUCCCAAUUGCUAUGGCAGUUGCCCCGGCCCUUUUCACCCCAGAAAAGGCCCUGACUGCCCUCUCAAUUGCUGAUUCUGCAAUUGUUGGCCCUGUUGGAAUGGCAACCCUCGAUCCAUCUGACCUGAACUACCGCCCAUACUACAACAACUCUGAAGAUUCUGAAGACUUUUCAACCUCUAAGGGUCGCAAUUAUCACCAAGGUCCUGAAUGGGUUUGGCAGCGUGGCUAUUACCUUCGCGCCUUGCUUUCCUUUGAUAUACUUCGCCGCAAGACGCCCGAAGAACGUAUUGAGUCCUUCCAACAGGUCACUCGACGUCUUGAUGGAUGCAAAAAGGCAUUGCGAGAAAGUCCAUGGAAGGGACUGACAGAACUCUCCAACAAAAAUGGCGAGCACUGUGGCGAUUCCUCACCCACCCAAGCGUGGUCUGCGGGAUGCCUGCUUGAUCUCUACUACGACGCUGCUAAGCUUUCUUAA
Penicillium angulare is the source of this 4602-nucleotide messenger RNA. Its product is annotated as putative glycogen debranching enzyme Gdb1. The record is from RefSeq and is a predicted model, not a curated record. Gene Ontology annotation, biological process: glycogen biosynthetic process; glycogen catabolic process. The transcript has 3 exons. NCBI's taxonomy places the organism in Eukaryota, Fungi, Ascomycota, Eurotiomycetes, Eurotiales, Aspergillaceae. Gene Ontology annotation, molecular function: 4-alpha-glucanotransferase activity; amylo-alpha-1,6-glucosidase activity. Bases 1 to 4602 code for a protein of 1533 amino acids.